Messenger RNA from Gossypium raimondii (Peruvian cotton), 4403 nucleotides. RefSeq lists its product as uncharacterized. The record is from RefSeq and is a predicted model, not a curated record. Gene Ontology annotation, cellular component: 90S preribosome; nucleus. Gene Ontology annotation, biological process: endonucleolytic cleavage of tricistronic rRNA transcript (SSU-rRNA, 5.8S rRNA, LSU-rRNA); maturation of SSU-rRNA from tricistronic rRNA transcript (SSU-rRNA, 5.8S rRNA, LSU-rRNA); ribosome biogenesis. Gene Ontology annotation, molecular function: U3 snoRNA binding; GTPase activity; GTP binding. Bases 353 to 4021 code for a protein of 1222 amino acids. The transcript has 18 exons. NCBI's taxonomy places the organism in Eukaryota, Viridiplantae, Streptophyta, Magnoliopsida, Malvales, Malvaceae.
AUAAAUGGCAGUAAGUAUUUUGCAUCGCUGUCGGUCGGCGGUCGGCCUCUGCUCCUCAUCUCUGUCCGUCCAUUGUCGGUAGGAGUAAGGGCUCUCUCUCGUUUUCGCGCUGCCGCUGACUAAUUAACGGACGCCUCUCUCAGUCUUUCAAUUCUCGGUUCUAUGGUAAUUUCUAAGGUGCGAUGGAAAGGGUGCACCACUUCUCGUAGCUAAACAAGUUCGUGAACCCUAGCUAAACCCUCGUAGGAGUUGCUCGUUGUCUUCUUCUUCUUCUUCUUUUUUUAUAAAUAAUAAUAUUAGUAGUAACAAACAUAUUACUGCCAGUCCCCUUUCUAUUCGCCAAGAAGCUGCCAUGGCAAUGGAUAGUGGCGCUGAUGGGCAGUCUCACAAGGCUCACCGCUCUCGCCACUCGGGUGCCUCUGCAAAAAAGAAAACCAAAGCCAGAAACAAGGAUCAAAACUCCGACCAGAAGCAGCAAAACCCUAAGGCAUUUUCUUUUCGUUCCAAUGCAAAAGCGAAGCGAUUGCAAUCGCGUGCCGUUGAGAAAGAACAACGUAGGCUUCAUCUUCCUGUUAUCGAUCGUUCUUAUGGCGAGCUGCCUCCGUUUGUGGUCGUGGUGCAGGGGCCCCCUCAGGUUGGAAAGUCUCUUUUAAUCAAGUCUCUCGUAAAGCAUUACACAAAGCAUAAUUUACCUGAGGUUCGAGGACCAAUAACCAUAGUAUCAGGCAAGCAACGGCGCUUGCAGUUUGUUGAGUGUCCAAAUGAUAUCAAUGGUAUGAUUGAUGCUGCAAAGUUUGCUGAUCUAGCAUUGCUUCUCAUUGAUGGGAGUUACGGCUUUGAAAUGGAAACAUUUGAAUUCCUUAACAUAUUGCAAGUUCAUGGUUUUCCAAAGGUGAUGGGAGUUCUUACUCACCUUGAUAAUUUUGAGGAUGUAAAGAAACUAAAGAAAACAAAACAGCGUCUCAGACACCGUUUCUGGACAGAAAUAUAUGAUGGAGCUAAAUUGUUUUAUUUAUCUGGUCUCAUUCACGGGAAGUAUCCCAAGCGAGAAGUUCACAAUCUUGCAAGAUUUAUAUCUGUUAUGAAGUUCCCUCCUUUAUCGUGGAGGACUUCUCAUCCGUAUAUCUUGGUUGACCGUUUUGAAGAUGUUACUCCCCCCGAGAGAGUGCAAAUGAACAGUAAAUGUGAUAGGAAUGUUACGCUUUACGGUUAUUUGCGAGGUUGUAAUUUGAAAAAGGGAACUAAGGUCCAUAUUGCCGGUGUUGGAGACUUCAGCUUGGCUGGUGUUACAGGCCUAUCUGAUCCUUGCCCUUUACCAUCAGCUGCAAAAAAGAAGGGACUCCGUGACAAAGAAAAACUUUUUUAUGCCCCCAUGUCUGGACUUGGGGAUCUCUUGUAUGACAAAGAUGCAGUCUACAUAAACAUUAAUGACCACUUUGUUCAGUAUUCUAAAGUUGAUGAAAUGGGGGGAACAACAAAUAAAGGAAAUAAAAGAGAUGUUGGUGAGGCCCUGGUGAAAUCACUUCAGACUAUAAAGAACCCAAUUGAUGAGAAGUUGGAAAAGAGUAAAAUUUCCCUUUUUAGUCAGAAUCCUAAUAGCUCAUUGGAAGCUGAAGAUCACAACAGGGGUUCUGAUGAGGCACCAAAGCUAAUUCGUGAUAUAGAGCCUUUGAAGCAAUACCAGUCUAAUGGAGAAGAAGAUGAAAGUGAGUUUGAUCUGGAUGGUUCAGAGUCUUCAGAUCAAGAUGAAGGUGUUUCAGAAGGUGCAAUGCUGAAAAAUGAAGGUAGGAAUUUUGAAGAAGGAAAUGCAGAUGCGUCAGAGCGGCUGGGUCGAGUUAAGGAACAAGUUGAGUUUCACAAUGGUAGGAAAAGGAGAAAAGCAAUCUUUGGAGACGGUGUUGAUCAUAGUAAUCUCAAGAGUACAGAUGAAGAGAAUGAAGGUGAUGAAGAUGAUGAUGAUGAUGAUGACAAUGAUGAAGGUGAAGAUGACAGAAGCAAUGAAGAUAAUGAGUCAUGUUCAGGUUCAGAGUUUUCCGAUGGUGAUGAAGAGGAUCUGAAGUCUGAGGAAGAUGGCAUGGGAAACAUAUCAAAGUGGAGAGCAUCAUUGGUGGAAAGGGCAUCUAAAAAACAGAAUAUAAACCUGAUGCAGCUUGUAUAUGGGAAAUCUACAUCAACAUCGAACACUUCCGCUAAUGAAGUGAAGGAUGACAGUGAGAAUGAAGAGAGCGAUGAAGAUGAAUUUUUUAAGCCCAAAGGGCAAAGGGCAAAGAAUUCGAUUGAAGGAUUAGAUGGUGGGAACAUCAACACUGAGGACUGUUCGAAAUCCACUAAAUUUUCAGAACUUAAGAACUGGAAAGAAGAAGAAGUAUAUGAGAGUGUUCGUGAUCGUUUUGUCACUGGUGAUUGGUCUAAAGGUGCCCUCAGAAAUCAAAUGUCAGAAGCUAAAACUGAAGAAGAUGAUAUGGAUGGUGACUUUGAAGAUUUAGAAACUGGUGAGAAGUAUGAGAGUCAUCAGAAAGAUGAUUCUAGUAAUGGUGGAAUCGAAAAGGAAGAUGAUGAUGCAAUUGAGGAGCGGAGGUUAAAAAAGCUGGCUCUCCGUGCAAAAUUUGAUGCUCAUUAUGAUGGAUCCGAAUCACCAGAAGAGGAAACUGAUAAACAAAAUGGGGGAAAGUUUCAUCACAGUCAAGCGAAUGACAGUGGGUAUUAUGACAAGUUGAAAGAAGAGAUUGAACUCCAGAAACAAAUUAAUAUAGCAGAACUCGAGGAUCUUGAUGAGACUACCCGGUUGGAAAUUGAGGGAUUCCGAACAGGAAUGUAUCUAAGGUUAGAAGUUCAGGAUGUUCCUUUUGAGAUGAUAGAGUAUUUUGAUCCCUGUCAUCCCAUUUUGGUUGGAGGAAUUGGUCUCGGUGAGGAAAAUGUUGGAUACAUGCAGACGAGGCUAAAACGACACAGAUGGCACAAGAAAGUGCUGAAGACUAGAGAUCCAAUAAUUGUUUCAAUUGGAUGGAGGCGUUACCAGACCACCCCUGUUUAUGCCAUUGAGGACCAAAAUGGAAGACAUCGCAUGCUCAAGUAUACUCCAGAACAUAUGCAUUGCCUUGCUAUGUUCUGGGGCCCUCUUGCUCCACCCAAGACUGGAGUGCUUGCUGUUCAGAAUUUAUCUAACAAUCAGGCGGCAUUUCGCAUCAUAGCAACAGCAUACGUACUUGAGUUCAACCAUGCAGCACGGAUAGUGAAAAAAAUCAAGCUAGUUGGAUACCCCUGUAAAAUAUUCAAGAAAACAGCCCUCAUCAAGGAUAUGUUUACUUCAGAUCUUGAAGUAGCUCGGUUUGAGGGUGCAGCAAUUCGAACUGUGAGUGGAAUCCGUGGGCAGGUGAAAAAGGCUGCAAAGGAAGAGAUUGGUAAUCAACCCAAAAAGAAGGGAGGGCAAGCUAGGGAAGGAAUUGCAAGGUGCACCUUUGAGGAUCGAAUUUUGAUGAGUGACAUUGUCUUUUUGCGCGCAUGGACUCAAGUUGAAGUUCCUCAGUUUUACAAUCCAUUAACUACUUCAUUGCAACCUCGUCAGAAGACCUGGCAAGGAAUGAAAACUGUUGCAGAAUUGAGGAGAGAACACAAUUUUCCUAUUCCUGUUAACAAGGAUUCCCUCUACAAGCUAAUUGAGAGAAAGCCAAGGAAUUUCAAUCCCCUUGUGAUCCCCAAGGCGUUACAAGCAGAUCUUCCGUUUGAAUCGAAGCCCAAGAAUAUACCACACCAGAAACGGCCACUUCUUGAAGAUAGAAGAGCUGUUGUCAUGGAGCCUCAUGAACGGAAAGUUCAUGCUCUUGUUCAACACCUUCAGUUGAUUAGAAAUGAUAAGAUGAAGAAGCGAAAGCUCAAGGAGGAGCAAAAACGGAAAGAAGUGGAGGCACAGAGAGCAAAGGAUGAACAGGUGUUAAGAAAGCGUAGAAGAGAAGAAAGACAAGAGAGAUACCGGGAGCAGGACAAACUAAAGAAAAAGAUUCGCAGACAUGUGGAAGCGUGAUGGUCAUUAUGCUCGUGUACAUGCAUGUGUGUUCAAUGAAACUUUUGGCAAAGGAGGUCAAUAUUAUCAACUCACGAACUCGAUUGUAUCUUAAAAGAAAAUAACUAUUCUGACCGCAACUGGGGACUCGAUGUUGGUUUGUUUAAGGUGUGUUGUGGUUGGAUGAAUCAUCAAUCGAUCCAUGAAGGUUUUUGGCGUCCCCUCCUUUGCUGUUAAAUAUUUCAACUUGUUUAAGCAGCAGCACAAGUGAUAAAUUUUUGUAAGCUAGUAGUGCCUAUGGAAUAUGCACCCCAAAUUUUGUUCUAAAAUUCCAAUAGUGAAUUGUCUUAAGCUCUUUGAAAUUUACAGUUAUAAUUUCUUAUUGAUUAAUUAACAUUUUAAA